AUGGACCCGGAAGCGGUGCGGAAAAGCCUGGAGCCCACCGCAACCGCCGAGAAAAUCACCGGCUCCACUCCUGCGCGGCUCCACUUCUACGACCCCUUCGUCCUCAGCGGCGUCAGCAUCGAAGCCGCCGAGCACGGCCGCCUCCUCUGCUCCUUCGUCGUGACACCUCGCCUUGCGAGUCCUGUGGGGUACCUCCGCAGCGGUGUCACAGCGACGCUCGCCGACCAGCUGGGAUCGGCCGUGUUCUUCUGCAGCGGGCUCCCCAGCAGCGGGGUCUCCAUCGAGAUCAGCGUCUCCUUUGUCGACGCGGCUGCAGUCGGGGAGGAAAUAGAGGUUGAGGGGAAGUUGUUGCGUGCUGGAAAGUCAGUUGGUGUCGUCUCUGUCGAUUUCAGGAAGAAAAAGACAGGAAAAUUGAUGGCACAGGCCCGUCAUACCAAGUAUCUUGUGGCAUCAAGCAAAUUGUGA
Miscanthus lutarioriparius is the source of this 465-nucleotide messenger RNA. Lineage: Eukaryota; Viridiplantae; Streptophyta; Magnoliopsida; Poales; Poaceae. The record is from the annotation of a GenBank genome assembly.